This is a messenger RNA of Populus euphratica (Euphrates poplar), 851 nucleotides long. RefSeq lists its product as uncharacterized. Lineage: Eukaryota; Viridiplantae; Streptophyta; Magnoliopsida; Malpighiales; Salicaceae. The transcript has a single exon. The record is from RefSeq and is a predicted model, not a curated record. Bases 195 to 629 code for a protein of 144 amino acids.
GAUGCAACUUAAAACUUUUUUAUAUAAAAUUAAUUUUUUUCCGUUUCAAUAUUUCUUACGUUGUUAGUCCAAAGCUCCGCCACGCGUUAAUUCUUUGUCCGUUUCAAUUUCAAUUUCAACAUUCCUUCCCAUUUAUUUUCCGGGAAAAUCAAAUUCCCAAACCCUAACUAAUUGGGAAAAAAAAUAAAUUCACGAUGAACAUCUCGCUAAUCGCCGAUACAGCUACCAUAGCUGCACAACAAACCCUAUGUUCUGGAAACUCGCUGCUCCUCCAUCGCCAAAACUGCAUCAACCUCGCAGAUCAAUCCUCCCAAAUCUGCGCCGCCAUUGUCGAUGCCUUGGCCUCGCCCCCUGUCAAAUCCAAGACCUCCCGUCGCACCAUCCUCCGGAAACGGCGGCGGACCAGGAGUAGAUCGAAAACUUAUGGAGAUGCCGGCGAUUGGGGAGAGGAGUAUGGUUUUUUUGGCGGUGGAGGCGUCUGGGGCGGUUUUGGUGGCGGCGGCAGGGGGUGGAUUUUCGAUAAAUUCGGAGGGCAUGAUUGGGAUGAAUCUUCGGGGUGGUUUUCCUCGCGGUCUUCGGAUUUUGCUUACGGGUUUGUUUAUGAGGUGAUGUAUUGGAUUGCCUUGUAGAAUUGCGUGCAUUUUGCGUUUAAGAAGGUUGUUAGGCUCGUGGGUGAUGGCAUUGGUGAUACCGAGAGAGGGAAAGUGGUGCCUUUGAGAUUGGGUACCAUUUGCUUAUUCGGUAACUGAAAGGGUAUUAUAGAACAUCUUUUCUACAAUGCAAUGUACAUAUUGUAUAUAAUUCUUCACAUUUUUUUUAAAUGAAUAAUUUGUGAUUUGGUUCUAUGCGUA